UGUAGUCACACCUUCACAGGUUUGACGCUCGUGAGUAGUUCCGCAGAUUGUCAAUGCCCCCUGCUGCUGCUGGGAGUCCAACAGAUUGAAUUGGUAAGUGAAGUGCACUUAUUCAAUGAGAGAAGACGUUUCAACAUCCACGACAGUUCAGGGAAACUGUCUAAAAUUAAUACAAGGACUCUCUGAGACAACUUUUUUUUUUCCUUUUAGAUUAAAUCAACAUCCGUUUCAAGUCUCUGUAUCUUCUCAUCAGCAUGGCAGAGCCUGCUGAGCUGCUGCUCAUCAGAGACCAGUAUGAGUUGGCGUUUCAGUCUCUGAGCCGUGGCCUGGCAGCUGAAGAAGCUGGGAAAAAAAUGGAGGCCCUGGAGUAUUACAGGAAAGGUCACCAACACCUUACCCAAGGAGUGGAGAUCCCCACUAGGGGGGCAAGGCAGCAUGGAGCGACGUGGGACAUGGCCAGACAGCUUCAACAGAAGAUGAGGAACACGCUGCAGACGGUCAACACCCACCUCUCUGACAUGGAGACCUCUCAGCAAAAAACAGGAUUUCAGAGAGGCCAUCUAUUAAAGGAUCUUCAGCCUCCCCAAAGCUCCCUACAACACCUCUACCCAAGACUACCUGCUACCAACCAGAAUACAAUCCCAACCCCUAGAACUCCCCCUCCCAGGCCUCCCUCCCCUGCUGUUCUGCACACACACACAGUCCCAGCAGCCGUGCCAGGAACAACAGCCAUGGCAAAUACAGGGCAACAACCUCCAGCAUAUACACUGGAGCCAACAGCAGGCCAUCGCAGCCUGGCUUGUGGUCCUGCUGGAGGGAGCCUCCAGACUGGAGCCACUGCAGGAAGAGAUGGACAUGAGCUGCUUUUAAUCCAUUCAGGGGUGCAGAUGUUUUUCGUGGCACCAAAUGGACAGGUCAGCUCCCUGUCUUAUCCAGGCUUCCUUCGCAUCAUUACAUUUGACAACCAGCAAAAGGAUUUCACAGCAGGAAGGCCCUCAGCAUUUAUACAUGUGUGUGACUGGCUGUACCCGCUGACAACAGACACCCCAGUCCUUCUGGCUAAUUCUGGGAUCUACAUGUUCCCUGACUGUCUGUCCGAAUCUCCAGGGUCCUACGUGGGUUUAGUGUUGUCCUCUGAACUGCCAACUGCUGACAGAGAGAUGUUCCAGGACAUGCUGUCGCAGCUGGCUGACCUCAGAAUCCAGGGUCCAGAGGGGUCAGGGUCACAAGUUAUCAACCUGAGUGAGAAAAUCCCCCUUGGUACCCCAAAAGGUGAUCAAACAGUGCUGAGCGUGCCCGCAGGGGAGAAGGGAAAACUACUUCCUGGAUGGAGUGAGAAGAUGGCACAAGGAAUCUUGUCAGGCGCUACAAAGUUGAGUCUAGAGUUUGUUAAAGGAGCAGAGGCAACUGGAAGGGCCAUUCAUAAAGGAGCAGCCAAGAUCCGGGACCACAUCACUCCUGAGGACACUCCUUCAGAGGUCAGCCCCCGUGUCACCAAAAGUCUUCAGGUGGCUAAAACGGCCAGCGGGGGCGCUGUUCGGGUCAGCCAAUUCAUGGUUGAUGGAGUCAGUGCAGUGGCAGGACAUGUGGCAGAGAAGAUAGCACCACAUGUGAAGAAACAUGGUGCAAAACUCGUCCCAGAGUCUAUGAAGGGUAAAGAUGGCCGCCCUUCCAACAUGGACGGAGCCAAGUUAGUGGCAGUCAGCAGUGUACAAGGUUUCUCUACUAUUUGGAAUAGUCUGGAGACCGGAGCAAAGCUUAUUGGCAAAAGCGUUACAGCAGAGACUGUCAAUAUUGUGACAUAUAAAUUCAGGGGCUUAGAGAAACUAUUAAAAAUGUCCAGGAACAUAUGACGGCACUGGGGAGUAAAGGCAAAGACUUUUGAACUAACAUUUCACUCUGCAUUAUUUACAGACUUUUAAUUAACCAAGAUCAAGUCAGAAAAGAACUCAGUGAGACAAAUGCCAAAUCUAAUGGAGCAGCUUACACAUAAUUCUAUUAUAAUGUUGUUUUCAUAAAACGGACUUUUUUUUAAAUGAGAUUUUUAAGUGAACUUUUAAGUAUGAGUUUUGGGUUCUUUUUUGACUAAGUGUAUUUAAAGCCUCUGUUUUGUGUUUGAUUUUCUGAGUUGGUCUGUAGGUCUGUAAACCAAAGCUAAAUAUCUGCUUGUGUUGGGUGGUGCUGCUCUUGCUGUUCAGACUGUCUGUGCCCUCCUUUUCUGGUUUGUUGCUAAUAAAACUACUUAAAAAUAA
Messenger RNA from Labrus bergylta (ballan wrasse), 2252 nucleotides. It is a transcript of the gene sparta, whose product is annotated as spartin a. Lineage: Eukaryota; Metazoa; Chordata; Actinopteri; Labriformes; Labridae. Gene Ontology annotation, biological process: cell division; negative regulation of BMP signaling pathway. Gene Ontology annotation, cellular component: plasma membrane. The record is from RefSeq and is a predicted model, not a curated record.